Molecule: messenger RNA, 5085 nt
Organism: Biomphalaria glabrata
Lineage: Eukaryota; Metazoa; Mollusca; Gastropoda; Planorbidae
Exons: 2
Coding region: 520-2166 (548 amino acids)
Source: RefSeq, a predicted model, not a curated record
UCUAAGCAUUGGUUUCAACUCUGUAGGUGUAAAAAAAUGUAUUACGAUCACUCGCUGAUAUCUUUGCAGUGGCAAUUCCACAUAUAGAUAUCAAUUUAUGACGUCAUGUCCACUGGGUGAUCCAAGCCUCGUUAGUCACUCGUAAGCAUAUGGGGCCAUACAGUUUACGUAGAUGUCAAAUUUAUCGCUUUCGUGAUUUCAAACUCAACAAGAACAAUGCCAGGUUUCGGUAAACAAGCGAUCGGAGCAAUAAAUAGUGGAAAGGAUUAGAUUUAUGACUAUUCGCUAUUAAAAUUUCUCCGUGACGCAAUAAUCACAGUUUGUAAGACCCAGGGUAAAGGAGAGUUCUACAGGUCAUACUCUCUUUGAGAACAAGAACAUUCUGACUACAGUGGAAACAAACCACAAGUUCUACAGAGUUUGACUAGAGAUUGGCAACAUUUUCUUUUCAUAGAGUACACUUAAAAAUUUCAUUCACAAACUCCCGUCUUUGUUUCAGCAAGUAAUCAAGUUUACAACAUGUCUUCAGCCACGUCUGCCACUUACUUAUCCUUUGUAGUUCUUCUGGUAGUGAUGACCAUUCAUUCGGUGAUCUCAGUAAAUACCACUAGAUCUUCCCAUGGCGACAAGCUGAGAUGUCUCAAUGAAAGCAGCUGGUCUACACAAGAAUGUCGCAAUGCUGUUACCAUCACGUACAGAGACGAACAGAGGGUUACCGAUAAGUGUCGAUCUCUGGGCAUGUUGAAUGUAAGCCUAGAACAAUCUAGUUGUACUGACAGCGAUGUCCGGGAAUUGAUCAAUUUUCUUUGCCAAGACAACUGGACAGAUGUGGACUGUUUGUCUCAUGAGACCAGCUUGAACGCCAGCACGACAUCAGCGACAGCAGCUUUCAUUGCUCUAAUCAAUAGCACAGAAGAAGAAAGAAGAACAUUGGCUCUGGAUAUCAUAGACAAGGAACUUUCAGAAAAAUGUCAAGACUUUAUGUGGCCUCACGCGGUAAAUUUUACGGGUAGCCUGGAGCUCGCUUGCAGUCUACUUGAAAACGCUUCUGUCAUUAAUGAAAGUUUCUGUUUGCAGCCGGACAUGGAUAAGUUGUAUGCCGUCAUUUGCUACGAAGAUCCCAAGGACCCCAAAGUCAUUCAGUUAGUGAAAAAGCUGAGCGACGCACUAAAUAGAACGAGCGACUUGUGCCGAGCAGAUGUCUUUAUCGCGAUGGCUAAAACCACAAAUGAAACAGAACCGUGUCAGUGGUGGGAGCAAUUAAAGAGUGAGCGUCUCGGCAAUCAAUAUUACGUUUGCACUCAAGACGAAUUAAACUUGGUUUCAAGAGCCAUGUGUCCGCAACAUUACACCACACACCGCUUCGCCCCAAUCACCACCCUGCCCGCUAGGAGAAUCAUUAAUGAAACCCUGAGAGAGAAAAUUCUGUCCUUUGUUGACCAUGACAUUAGCAGCAACUGCAGAUGGUCUGUGGGGCUCAGAAUAUCCCGCCAGAUCACCGAUCUCAGGAGGGUGUGCAAGAUGUUUCAGCAGUCAGGAAGCACCCUGAUCAAUAAUCAGAUUUGUUCAACAGACGAAGUUAUGAAGUUGACCGGAGUAUUUUGUCGUCUGGACUUUCACGCCGGUUUGAGAAAAGUGGCCGACACUGAGGAAGGAAGAAGAGCCCAGGCAAUGGACAUCAUGGCCAACGAGCUGUCGCCAAAAUGUCACAACAUUAUGUGGCCGCAGGUGGUCAUCUUCGAGGGAAGCCUCUCCAUGGGAUGCAAUCUUUUGGCGACUGCUGCGUCCACUCUCGUUUCUGCGGGAUUCUGUUUGCAGUCGGACAUCGAUAAGCUGCAACCCAUCGUCUGCUACAUCCAGCCCAAAGAUCCAAAGCUCGUUCAGUUCGAGGACAACCUGAGCCAAGUUCUUGACAAGACGAGCGACUCUUGCAACACCACCGUCCACCUUGAGAUGGUAAAUGCCACAAGUGAAAUAGAAGCGUGUGAGCUUAUGAGAAACUUAAAAACUGAACUUCUCAAAGACAACAAGUGUACAGACUCAGACGUAAAACUUUUUAUCAGUACCAUGUGUUCAGGGCAAUGGAUACCAUCCAUAUCUAUCAUUGUGUUGAUGUUGUGUAUUCUGUUAUCAAGUAUUAACUACUUAAACCCAAGCAGUACCUAGAUCGGAAACAUAUUUCUAAAUGAAAAAUACAAGAUGUUUUUAACAGAGCCUAGACUUUAAAAAAAGCUGACAUUGACUUCAUAGUAAGUCAGUCUUUUAUUCUGCCUAGUCAGUUGACAUAAAGUUGACAGUCUUAAGGUCAUUUUAUUAUAUUAUUACGUUCAAACCCACUGACUAACCUGUCGGUUUAGCCAAAAUGUUCACUUUGGCACAAUUACUGUUGACCUGAGAUCAGUACCCCAAAAAAUAUCUGAAUAUUACUAAAUAUUUGGUACAUAAACUACGGAUAAUGACAAGUAUAAAGUCAGAGCAAUAUAUCCUCUUACUAAUAGCACAUUAUAAAAUAGAACAUCAAGUCUCUUUUUUUGUUUUACAUGUUUCGGAAGCUCCUUUAGAAGUAAAUUCUAUCCCAAAUCUCCCGCAGGACGGCGGAGGAUGGCGACAAUCAGGGUUUGAGCCCGGAACAAUCAUACAAUCAAUCAACGAGAUCAGAACAACAAAAAUCCUAAGAAAAAAACAAGAUGAGAUUAUGCUAUUACGCUCUUGUGCACACUCCAUUGGCUUUCCGUGAAUGCGAGAAUCGACUACAAGGUGGCCACACUUUGUCAUCAGUGUAUCUACAACAAAGACCCUUGUACCGUAGCCAAUUGAUCACUCCAUAAGUCCCUCAGAGAACCCGGCGCUCAAUGGACUUAUCCCUUCUAGAGGUGCCACGUUUCUCCCUGAAAAGCUACAACAAGGCAGACUUUAUGCAUAUUUGUUUGUCUCCAAUUCUCGUUCAUUUGGUUGCUGUCGCUUAAUUUGUGAUCUCAUUCAUAGUAGAAAAUAUUUAUACUCUCUCGAGUCUCGAGCUAUUGCCUAACGGCUCUAGACAUUAAAACAAAACAUCUUCUUCUUGGUUGUGCUGACCAUACUAUCACACACUACGGUUUGGUUGGGUAUAGCCACAAGACAUGUCCCUCUCUCAGUACCAUGACAGUAUAAACUUUAUUUUGUUAAGAGAAGCACACAUUAGGUGCAUACUGCUUUUGAAAUUCAUUUGUUCAGUGGCGUAGCUAGAACUUUGUCAUCAUUUGAGGGCCCGGGGGGUACCUCUAUGGGGACCCCUGUAUUUUGCGUAUUGUUCAAUAUUUAAUGUAAACAGUCAUUUGGGGACCUCCUUCAAUUGGGAGCCCUGAUGGGGGAAGGUUCCAAUUCUCCCCCCUCUCCCACCCUAGCUACGCCACUUACGUGUAACCUUAAAUGUGACAUUUAAAAACAUCCAUGUUUCUUGACAUAGUCGAUGUCAUUUUAUCCCACCAUUGUAAAUGAUACAUUUUUGUCUUGUGCCAUGAUGUUUAGACCUAAGUCAAACGCCUAUCAAAGUGAAAUAACUUUUUUAAAGAUUUUUUUGUUUGUUUCAUGCUUGUACAAUUAUUUAUUUUAUUUAAUAAACUGUGUAUAUCAAACGUUUUAUCUAAAAAUGUGUAUUAUAGUUUUAACAAUUUGCUAAAUUUACUAUGUCGCACUACAUGUGAAUUAAUAUUUAGGUGUUAUUAAUGCAAAAUAUAUAAUUGCAUAAUUUUUCCAAGUUGGACUGUGAUAUUUUCAUAAUCAUAAACAAACUACAUGUUAGUAAGGGCAUGAGAGACUGUCACCAAUAAAGCAAUUUUGACCAGGUAAAAUCUGUAAUUUCAAUAGUUAUAUAUUGUGUAUUUUUUUUAAAUGGACACUUCGCUAUUUUAUUAAAAUAUUAAUAUGUAAACAUAACUUUUGACCUAUUUUCAACAAGGUUUAAAAAAAGGGAUUUAGCAAAUUUUUUUAUUUUUUUUUUGUGAAAGACUUUAACAAUGUCAAUUAAAAAUAUGUGUUUUAGUUUUAGAAAUAUUUUCUUUUGUUAUUAAUUUAUUUAUUUUUUUUUUUUUUUGCCAAUUGUUUCUAUUUGUUUUCUUUUUUUUUUUUUUAAAUAAACAUUCAAAUAAAAUAAGCUUUUGACUCAAAUUGUGAAAACAUUUUAUUGAUCGGAACAUUUUCAGAAUGUACUUAGUGUAUAAAAAUGAUGUGCAAUUGACUCUCUCAGCUGUUUCUUGACUUUCGUCUUAGGGGUGCUGUAACAGUGUAACAAAUCCCUCAACUUUUCCCAGUCAGCAGCUAUUCAAAGCAGGACAUCAAGAGACAGGCCGGUCUAUUCUUUUCCAUUGUCCAUCCAGCUAUUCUUUGGACGGCCCUUUCUUCGUGCUCCCACCACUGUACCUUGAAGAAAGACUUUUGAUGGUGAGUCAUGUCUUACAAUAGGACCAAACCAGCUCAGCUUUCGUCUCGUCACAGUAUUGAGAUUCUAAUCCCUUUUUGCUAACUCGAAUGUUGACUUGUAAAAGUAUAAAACUCAGUUGUCUUAUUUUCUUGGUAUCUACCCUCAAAAGUUUGGAUUCUUCUUUAGAAUCAACGUUCAGUGUCCUGCCUUUACAAUGACAUAGGAUGUUUAAUUGACUAGAAAUAGAGCUAUUUCAUACCCAGACUAACCCAGACAAUUACUACAAUUACUACUAUCGACUCUGUGUCUGUCUGCCUGAUACACAUUCUAACACGUUAGUUGCCCAUUUCCCAUUCUCGGAUCAAGUUCAAACUUUUCAUUGUUAUUAACAAAUUAUGAAUCAACCAAUUAUUUAAUUAAAUAAGUGUAAUUAAUGAAUGUUGUUUGAUAUAAAAAUGACAAUUCAUCUUACAGUACUGAGAGAUAUGGUUGUAAAUGUGGAUAAGUUGUGUUUUGGAUUGAAGUAUUUUUUUUAUAACGUGAUUGUUUUAUUGAUGUUGAUGGAGGGUGAAUAGUUUAUCAUAUUAUCAUCAUUAUUUGAAUUACAUAAAUGUAAUAUACUUUUCCAUUUUACUUUUUCACAAUUCUUUAAUAAAUGUUGAUAAUAAACAAAGCAAGUCCUGCAA